Corvus hawaiiensis (hawaiian crow) is the source of this 1728-nucleotide messenger RNA. RefSeq names its product NME/NM23 family member 7 (gene NME7). The record is from RefSeq and is a predicted model, not a curated record. The coding region runs from base 187 to 1317 and encodes 376 amino acids. The transcript has 12 exons. Gene Ontology annotation, cellular component: centrosome. Gene Ontology annotation, molecular function: nucleoside diphosphate kinase activity; ATP binding. Lineage: Eukaryota; Metazoa; Chordata; Aves; Passeriformes; Corvidae. Gene Ontology annotation, biological process: CTP biosynthetic process; GTP biosynthetic process; UTP biosynthetic process.
GCCACAGCGCCCACAGCUGUCACCUCCGCGGCUUCCGCGUCCGGCGGCGGGCGGGGCGCCCCGCGUGUCGUGUCCGCUCCCGCCCAAUCGCGGGGCCGGGCGCGGGGGCGGCGCUUCGGUUGCCGGGGCAGGGGCGGGCUGGGCAUCGCCAUCGUCGCCGUCAUCAUCCUCAUCACCAUCAUCGCCAUGAGUCAAGAUGAGAGAUUUGCUUUCAUUGCUGAGUGGUAUGACCCAAGUGCUUCGCUCUUUCGGCGUUAUGAACUUCUGUAUUACCCGAAGGAUUCAUCAAUUGAAAUGUACGAUGUGAAGAACCGCCGCACGUUUCUGAGGCGCACCAAGUACGAGAGCUUGCACAUCGAGGAUCUGUACGUGGGCAGCAAAGUCACUGUUUUCUCCCGGCACCUCACCAUAGUGGACUAUGGGAAUCUGUACACAUCUCGCAAGCUCGGGAGCCGCAAGGAGAGAACACUGGCUUUGAUUAAACCUGAUGGAAUGCGUAAGAUCGGAGAAUUACUUGAUAUCAUUAUUAAUUCAGGAUUGACAAUCACUAAGGCCAAAAUGAUGCUGCUUUCAAGAAAAGAAGCAGCUGAUUUCUAUGCCGAUCAUCGAGCAAAACCUUUUUAUCAUGAUCUUCUCCAGUUUAUAAUGAGUGGCCCCAUUCUUGCUAUGGAGCUCUUAGGAGAUGAUGCAGUGAGUAAAUGGAGAGCAAUAGUGGGGCCAGCAAACCCUACAGCGACCGAGAGUGAUACACUGGACAGCAUCUCAGAGAGCUUUGGACAUUGUGGCCUAAGAGAUGCAGCUCAUGGCCCAGAUUCAGUUGCUUCAGCUGCUAAAGAACUGGAGUUGUUCUUCCCUUCCAGCGGAGGUCGUGGACCUGUCAGCAGUGCAAAAUUCACAAACUGUACUUGUUGCAUUAUUAAGCCUCAUGCUGUUAAUGAAGGGCUUGCUGGAAAGAUUGUAAAAGCCAUCCUCAAGGAAGGAUUUGAGAUCUCAGCUUUGCAGAUGUUCAACUUGGAGCGUCCAAAUGUGGAAGAAUUUUAUGAGAUUUACAAGGGUGUUGUCCCUGAAUACCUGGAGAUGGUUUCAGAAUUGUGUUCAGGCCCUUGCAUAGCAAUGGAGAUUAGACAAUUCGAUCCUUCAAAAGUGUUCAGAGACUUCUGUGGUCCCUCUGACCCUGCACUAGCCCGUCACCUCCGACCUGGAACUCUGCGUGCUGUCUUUGGCAAGGACAAGAUUCAGAAUGCUGUUCACUGCACAGACCUGCCUGAGGAUGGACUUUUAGAGGUGCAGUACUUCUUCAAGAUUCUGGACAACUAACAAGCUCCAUCCUCACCCACUGCAACAGACACGCACACAGAACUGUGUGUUCAUUCAUUUAUUUGUCCAAUGUUUCAACCUGACUGAAAUACAAGAUCAACAAGAGCACUGUACUCCUGGCUAUUAUUACAUGUUAGAACAUAGAGUUUUGCACUUCAGACAACAUUUAACACCAUUUUAUGGGGUACUGCAUUGCUUUUAUAAAGUUUAAAAUAAAGAUUUAUUUUCAAACAUGUGACUUUGGUUUAUUUCAUACAUUACACUUUCUUGCAGAAAAAAAUAAAAUUGUACAACUGCAUAAAUAUAAAAUUCUUCCACCAUGAAAAUGGCUAAAACAUUCAAUAAAGACAUUAGCACCACAGUGUGCGAUGCCUUCAGCAGGAAAAAAAAAAACAAAAAAGAAAAAGAAAA